AAAAUGCCCCUACGUGAUAGAGUUUCAAAUUUCCUAGAGUUGGUCAAGAAGGGUUCCACUUCAUCAUCGGAAACUCAAAACAACAACAACAGCAAGGAGAAUCAGCAAGAGAACAAAAAGAGAAAGAAUAUUUCUGAUAAUAGUUCAAAGGAAGAGGAGGAACAUACUCAACUGGAAAUUGUUCAAGAAAGCAAAAAGAGAAAAACCAAUGAAAAAGUUCAAUCAACUACACCACUGACUCCUUUUCAGAAGAAAGUUUCUCGAAUUGAAAAACAAACCAAAGUUUUCGGAAGUGACACAAAGGCUAUUUUAAAUUUCCAUUUGAAGGAUUUGAAAAAGAAAUUCCUCACUCUCAAUGAUUUACAAGCUUUAAUGUUGUGGUCAUUGAUGGGUCACUCAUGCACAACAGCAAAGAAAAAGAAUAAUGAUAAUGAAAUUUAUGAAGCUGUAUUAUUUACACCAAGGUGGAUUCAUAUAAUGAAUAUGGGAUUAAUUGACAAGGUUGUAAUUGUUCAUUUGGAUUCAAUGAGUAAGGAAGUUUUUGAAAAGUAUCAAAAAUCAAUGCCAAAUCUUGCAAAAUCAAUGGAACGAUACAUUUUAGCAGAUGGAAUACCUUCAAAGAGGACACCAUUUCUUUUGGUCAAUCCUCCAUGGACCAAGGAUCAGGCCAACAUGCUCAUGAUUACAGAACACAGGACAGCCAAUUAUUGGAAAAAGACCUUCCUUCAUAGGUUGUUUAAGAGAGGAAUUUCUUUCUGUAAGGAAAAAACAACCAAAAAGACAUCAAGUUCUUAUCAAACCUCAUCUAACAAGCCAUUCAGUUUUGCUACCGUAUCAGGUACUUUGAAUGUUUUGGAAAAUUCUUCAAAAAAGAAUACUAAGAUACGCAUUGAAGAGGAAACAAUAGAAAUAACCGAAAAAUUAGAGGUAACUCUGAGAGAUGACAUUGUACAGGAGGAUAAGGAAGAACAAGUUGAUAAUAACGAGAAUGAAAAUGAUCAACCAAAGAAUGGUUCGAGUAAGGAAACCACCCUCAAUGAUUUAUUACUCUCCCAGGAGGAAUUAUCAGAAAAUAAUUAUCCAAUAUUUAAAGAUCCUACCGAGCUUGAAAGUUCAGGUUAUGUUUGCACCUCCAAUUGGAAGACUCCUGCUAAAAAGUAUACACUUCUAGCUCUCGAUUGUGAAAUGUGUCUGACCAAGAAGGGAGAUGAACUCACUCGUGUAACAUUUGUGGAUGAGCAAGGAACUGUAGUAUACGAUAAAUUGGUAAAGCCUCACGAACAAAUUAUUGACUAUAGAACUAUGUUCAGUGGAAUUACCAAGGAAAUGCUGGAAAAUGUGGAAACUAGACUUGAAGAUGUUCACAAAGAGGUUCAGGAAUUCAUAUCUGAGGAUACUAUUCUUGUGGGGCACUCUCUUGAAAAUGAUUUAAUUUGCCUGAAAAUCGCUCACAAACGAGUUAUUGAUACAGCAGUCAUUUUCAUUAAUGCUUCAACUCUUGGAACAAAAUAUAAGCAAUCCCUCAAGCAUUUAACAAGAAAAUAUCUCUCCCGAGAAAUUCAAGUCAAUAGCAUUGAUAAGAUUGGACAUGAUAGCUCUGAAGAUGCCACAGCAGCUCUAGAUUUGGUAAAAGUAGUUCUCAAGGAGGGUAUCGAAUAUGUACAUAAGAGAGAAAGGAGAGGAACCGAUUUUAAGGGACAACAGGAAAAUGUUUUUGAAUUUUUGAGUAAUGGAGAAAAGAGGUCGGUCAUGGUUGAUAGACCUUACAACCUUAAUGGUAUUGUUUCAGGAUCCCUCUCAGAUGCUAUACCUUGCCACAGUGAUGAGGACGUUUUCCAAAAGUCUAAAAAGUUUGUUGCCAAUUCAGAAUAUGAUUUGGUGUUUACACACUUUUCAGAUUUGGGAACCUAUUACGAGAAGAAUGAUUUUGAUCCAAUUCAAGAUAAGGAUCAUCCUGAAGGAAAAAAACACGAUGAAAAUAUCAGAGCGAUACUAAGCAAUCUCGACAAUCAUUUCAAAGAGCUCUUCCAAAGUGCUUCUAACAAUUCUCUCUUCAUUGUCACCACAGGACAUGGAAAUAUUUCUCGAUUGGAAAGGGAAUUCAAAAAGGAAGACAAACAGAAAAGAGCAAAGGAAAUUAUUAACAUGAUUGAAAAUUGUGGAGGAAUAUCUUUCAUUUCAAUGAAAGAGUAAUCUUUUCAUUUCCUCAAUAGUUCCCAACACUAACUUCACCUUCAUAAACAUAAAUCAAUAUUGAAAAGUGAUUGACAAUCAAAUAACAAUAAAAAAUGUCUGAUGAAGGUAAUUGAUAAU
Molecule: messenger RNA, 2313 nt
Organism: Naegleria gruberi
Lineage: Eukaryota; Heterolobosea; Eutetramitea; Acrasida; Naegleriidae
Product: exonuclease family protein
Exons: 1
Coding region: 4-2193 (729 amino acids)
Cellular component (GO): nucleus
Molecular function (GO): exonuclease activity; nucleic acid binding
Source: RefSeq, a predicted model, not a curated record